GUGGUGGAUGGGUAAGGUUCGCGAUCACGUCUACCUUCACCUUCACGUAUCUACCUAGACGCACAACAUGGCCACUUGCCACGAAUAACGCCGUAGGCCGCGCCUCUCCUCUCCGCUCCUCACAGUCCCGACAACAGCAUCUCCCACCGCACAGUAGCAAUGCGCCUCCUCGCAGCAACCUCCCCGCCCGCCCUACACGUCUCGCGCCCAACACGCAGCACCGUCUCCUUCACCGCGACGACGCGGCCACCAGCGCGCACACUGACAGCGCGCACGCUCUUGCACCUCUCGCAUGGCGUGCGCGCCGCGGUCGGCCUGCUCAUCCUCGCGCUGUUCUGGGCCAAAUGGCGCGCCUUUUUCCCCUUGGAAGAGAUGGUGGGCGCGGAGCAGGAAGCCGCGUUCGAGCAUGCGCUGCAACGGCGCGUCCUCAGUAGCGCUGUGGGCACGGCGCUGAUGUGGUGUGUGGAACGCUGCGAUUGGCGCGGCUUACUGGUUGGGGGUGUGGGUGGGCUUUGGGGCGUUUUGAGACGGGGGUAUACUGGUAUGUUUGUUUGUUUGUUUGCUUUUUUCCAUCUUCCUCUCCUUCUGCUGCUGCUGGGUAAGGUGGGGCGCUUGUGCUGAUGCUGCGUGCAGAGGAGUCGUUGCUCGUGCUGCGUGGGUUGGGUAUUCAGACGUCGAGCUCGUCGCCUACGUAUCUUUCGACGGCGACGACGCGCUUUAUUCCUACGGCGUCUAUACAGGACAUCUUCAUACACGAGGCGUUCAAGGGGUUUGAAGUUAGGUUUUAUUUGGCUAUUGUGGUGGAAGGGGAGGAAGAUGCUGUGGUGGUCUUCCCCG
This is a messenger RNA of Aplosporella prunicola CBS 121167, 837 nucleotides long. RefSeq lists its product as uncharacterized. The coding region runs from base 160 to 621 and encodes 153 amino acids. Lineage: Eukaryota; Fungi; Ascomycota; Dothideomycetes; Botryosphaeriales; Aplosporellaceae. The record is from RefSeq and is a predicted model, not a curated record. The transcript has a single exon.